Messenger RNA from Polistes dominula (European paper wasp), 835 nucleotides. RefSeq lists its product as uncharacterized. Gene Ontology annotation, cellular component: BLOC-1 complex. The record is from RefSeq and is a predicted model, not a curated record. NCBI's taxonomy places the organism in Eukaryota, Metazoa, Arthropoda, Insecta, Hymenoptera, Vespidae.
AUGCGCUUUCGUAGUAUUUCAAGAAGCAUCUUUUAAGCUAAAACAAUAGUUUCCUAAAAACUUGAAAAUAUUUCAAAAAAUAUAAUAAUAUUAGUUAUAUGUUUGUUGAUUUUAUAGAGAAAUGGAUUUAAAAUCUGUAGUUGUCUCAGGAGAAGCAUCAGAAUCAGAUGAUGAUAUUGCUAAUGUUAUUACAGGUAUAGGAUUUCCCUCUGUACAUACACCAAAUUAUUGUGGUACGAUUGUCACUGGUGAAGCUCCUGAAUCUGAUGAAGAUGUUACAAGUUUGAGCAGUAUCAGUGGAGCAGUUGAUGCAAUGACUUGUCCACCAUACACGGAAAUAAAAACACUAAAGUCAAAAAAAAGCAGCGUUAAGUAUAACAGCUUACUUCAUAAAAAAUUGCGUGAAUGUAAUGAAACAUUGGAUAAAGAUAUAAUUCAAAUGACAGAAGGAACAGUUGUCAAUGGUGUUCAAGAACUAUCAACUGUCAAUAAACAAUUAUUAAGAAGUGAACUUGUCUUACAAGAGGCGGUUUGUCAAUUACGUAAUGCUUCUAAUAAAUCUAAGAACGCAUCUAAUGCUCUGUAUGAACUUAUAAAUAACCAGUUUUUACAUUCUAUUAAAACAUAACUUAUUUGUUUAUUAACCGUUUGAAUCCCAAACAGCAUGAUUGCACUAUUCAAAUUUCUUAUCGGAAAGUGCCACAUUAUUGAAAUACAAUGUGCAAUUGAUACAUAUCUGUGUCACUUGGCAUUUGACAACAUGAUUUUUCUAAAUACCACUGGAACUCAAAUGGUUAAUAUAUAUUCUUGUUCAUAAAAUUUAUUUAUAGUAAUA